AUGGCAACGAUGGAGGAAGGAUUGAGCACCAUGAAAAAAAUCAAAAGCAACAUGAGUAAACUUUGCUUCAAUAGGUCCAACAAGCUGAACGGAGAUUUUAAGGAUGACCAAAUUGAAAUAAUCCUCGACAACAAGAACAUAACGCCCAAGCCGAUAUACUUCAAUUUUCAAGAAGCAGAAGCGAAGAAAUCUUUUGACCAAAUAGACUACUUACUUAAACAGUUUGAUGACAAAAAUGAAUUUAUCGACGAGAAGGGAAGCUCAACAAAAGCUACUGAUGAAGCUAAUAAAAUAGGAGCUAUAAUUGAUGGAGAGCCAAAACGUGGACUGGGGGAGCAGGAUUCUGUUGAGGCAGAAAACGAGGAAGGGGGACCAAAAGAUAUUCAGUACGAAGAGGACAUUUUAAAAUCCUACGAUGAAAUCCGGUUGAGCGAAUCAGAAACGAUCAACCUGCUGAACAUCCCCAAUAUGCUAAACGACAUGGAGGAGGAAAAAGAGGCCACUGAAGAAAAAAACCAAAGAUACGAAAAACUGAUCAACAAUGACGAAAGCAAUUACAUAUGCAAAACCAUGCAGACAUUAAAUGUGUUCAGAAAGAACAAGGACGUCUACGUUUCCACCAUCAACAAACAGAACAGAAGUUCCCAGACGAAUUUACACGAACUGCACAAGUUGACUAUAAGGAAUCCAUCGGACAUAUCCGAGCUGCUACACAAGAAAUUUUUGAAAUAUAGAAACAAAAAGCUAAAAAAGAUCAUGGACGAAUACGGAGACUCUCUAAACAUUAACGAAAGAGUCAUUUUGAAGAAAAACAUGUGGGUUCAGAUUGUUGAUAAGAAUGUAGUAGAUAACAAGCAAACGACGAUCAUACCAAAAUCGUUUUAUAAGUCCAAGAAAAAUAAUACAUCCCUUUUUAAUACCCUCUUUUCCACAAAAAAUAUGUCUCGAACCUUGUCAAAUAAAAGUAGAACAUUCAGAACUAGAAGCAAAUUUAAAAAUAUGAAAACGAUGAAAUUUUUAACAAGCAGCUUCAGCGAGGACGAAUAUCUAAUCAAGUCGAUAAUCAAAAAGAAAAGGGAGCAAACGGACGCGUCCCCAGAAACGCCAGAAGACACUGGGGAUAGUGCAAAUAUUAUCCCAUGGAAAAUAAACAACCAGAAAAAAAAUUUAAACAGAGGAUCCUUUGUUCAUAUAUUAAAAAAUAUGGAAAAGUACGUAGUACAAAAUGUCUACUAUUACGAGCAAAUGCUGUACAAGAACAUCCACUUGAGUUACCUAAAUGAUAGGAGAAAAAAUAACAAAGUGAAAAUGUUCGAUGGGGAGACCUACGACGCCCUUACGAACCCAAACAUUAACUAUAGGAGAAAAAAAAAGAUCAUCAGAAUGAAAAUAAAAAUGAAUUUCAAAAAGACAAUUAACUUUUACAAAAUUAACAAAUUCGUUGAUAUUGCUAGUAAGGAAGAGAUGCUUGAGCAGAGAAGUGCACCCCCCAUGAACGGAGGCCCCCAGUGGGCUACUCACUUGGACCUGCUCAAACGAGUAGCUGUUCUGUCCAAGGGGAAGAAGAAAAAAAUAAGACGACAAAUUUCAUCUGGAAAGUUGAGGACACAAAUCAGGAAAAGGGCAGCAAGGAGAACCGGAAAAGGAGUCCUCAAUAAAGUUCCAAACCAAGAGGAAGACCAGACAGAAAAGACAGCUGAAACGCAGGCAGAUGAUAAAAAGGCGCCCGAACCAGUGUGCACUGCAAAUGAACCGAAUAAAACUGAACAUGACAAAACCGAGGGAGAGCACCAAAUUUUCGAUAUCAUUGCAAAUGAAGAAAGCAAUGAAGACAAAAUAAAAAAAAUCAGCACGCUGAUCCUAGAUGAUGUUUUAAAAAAUAACUGCAAUGAUGAAAAAAAGAAGCAAAUUUUGGAAAAAGAAAACAUAGAAAAAAAAAAAAUAUCAUAUGUGCUAAGGAAGAAAGAGAAGUUUACCUCCAUCAAAGGGAACAGAAUAAAGUUCGUCUCGGAAGUGAGACAAGACGACGGCAUGUUCAUGUGUGACGAUGAUGAUCAUUUCAUGUGCAAAGAUGAUAUGCAAAAUGAUUACAAUGCCUACAUGGAGGAAUAUACAGAGAAAGGGGACACACAUGGGAAGGCCAAUAAUAGCAACCAUCUGUACAAACUGAAGGGGAAAAAAUACAUCAAAAAUAUUUCCAUUGACAAGCUCUUCCAAUUUCAUUAUAACAAGUUAGAAAAAAUAGUGACAUCUAUAGAUACGAACAAAUUUUAUGAAGACUACAUAACAGCUAGCUAUUCCAACACACUAGACAUUGGAAGCUUCCACAAUAGCAAAGGAAACGUUGCUAUUUUUAGUUACAUCAACCCAACGUACCCACUAAGGCUGUAUGACGUAAAUUCAAGUGUGCUGAAAAUUAUGUACUCGAACAAUAAUCCCAAUCUGCUAGUUGCCACCUUGUCCAAUGGACACAUCAACAUUUACGACACUAGAAAUAGGGAUCAGCUAGCUGUUUUGAAAUCUACUAGCAUAAAAAGUUAUCACAACUGUUUUGAACCCAUAUAUGACAUCUGUUUUAAAUGCAACUACAUGGGAAACAAUACGGAAGAAAGUAUUUUCUACUCUGCUCAUGAAAAUGGGUAUGUGUACCAGUGGACUAUAGAAAAGGAAUUAAAAAAUAAAGAAAUUUUAUACCUAAAGAAUAAAAAAAAUGAUUUGUAUCAAGGUCUCUCAUCAGUAUUUGAAAAUAAAAACCUGUCAAAUAAACCAUUUAACUCUUCCCUAACUUGUAUUGACAUAGAUAAUUACAUGAACCACGAUGAAGAUUUUAUCAUCAGCAACAUAAAGAAGGAGGAUGCAACGCACAUCGGCGACAAGCAAAUGCGUUACGACAAUUCGGGGGAGAACAUUCCUAACUGUGAUAUUCAGGAACCGAGCGAGGGCGCUCCAGACAACACAGCUUCGCAUGAAGCAGGGGCCAACGGAGCUGCGGCAAUGGUCGAUGCUGCCGGGGAACACUAUGUAAAGAGCAUAUCUAGGGAAGAAGAACUGCUAAACCAUUACAAAAAUAUUACGGAAAACAUCAUUGACAAAAAAAUAAAGCAGACACACUCUUACUACUACCUCGGCACAAAGAAUGGACUAAUAUACAGGUGCAAUAGCUGCUAUCAGAAGUCGUACUUAAAUUAUUAUGUAGCCCAUUUCGGGGCUGUAAACAAAAUAAAAAUAAAUAAAUUCGACCACGACAUUUUCCUAAGUGCCGGGGAAGACUGCACAAUAAAGUUGUGGCACAAAUUCUCGAAUAAGCAAAUCACAACUUUUAAGUCGAAGAAUUCAUUCAGCUCCAUCAACGAUAUACUAUGGAUGCCCAACAAUUCCACGUCCUUCUUCUGCUGCUCGAAUGAUGGCCGCGUGGAAUUAUGGGACUUCAAUUUUUUGUCCAAGGACCCCUUGAUCAUUUUCUACCCCAACGUAGUUGAGGCGUCUAAAACUAUAUGCCUCAAGAUGUUUAACAAGAAGGACAUUUUACUGUGCGGAGAUAACCUAGCGAACGUUUCGAUGAUCAAAAUAAACAAUUUGGUCGACAUGGGGUUAGAUGACUAUCAACAGAAGAUUAAAUUGACGGAGUGUCUCAAGUGUUUGGAUACCUACGACUAUUUCUGA
Molecule: messenger RNA, 3663 nt
Organism: Plasmodium inui San Antonio 1
Lineage: Eukaryota; Apicomplexa; Aconoidasida; Haemosporida; Plasmodiidae
Exons: 9
Coding region: 1-3663 (1220 amino acids)
Biological process (GO): cilium movement; outer dynein arm assembly
Cellular component (GO): outer dynein arm
Molecular function (GO): dynein heavy chain binding; dynein light chain binding
Source: RefSeq, a predicted model, not a curated record